CUAACCUCCCAAUCUCCCCUCCCAUGCACAACCCCCAUUUCUAAUGCAUCCCAAUGGCUUCUAUGUCCUUUGCCCCUAGGCCUCUAGAAACCCCGACCAAGAACAGAUCAAACGCCUUGGUAGGAUGGCCUUGUGGGGAGCUUUAUCUCCUCACCUUCUACUCCUCGGCCUCAUGUGCAUCCUCCUCUACCCCAACGUUGGCAUUCGCCUCGGCUCUGUCCGUCGUCCCUCCCCGGACGUCCCCGUCUUUCGGGAAGCCCCGGCCUUUCGGAACGGUGACCAAUGCAGCUCGGGAAAUAACACUGACGAUAUCCAUGUGGCCAUGACCCUCGACGCCAAUUACAUCCGGGGCACGAUGGCUGCUGUCUUCUCUUUGUUGCAACAUUCUACCUGCCCUGAAAACCUCAAGUUCCACUUUCUAUCUGCCCUUGUUGAGCCGGAGCUAUUUUCGAGAAUCAACUCCACGUUUCCUUACUUGGACUUCAAGACUUACCCCUUUGAUUCAAACAGAGUUCGUGGGAAGAUAUCAAGGUCCAUAAGACGAGCAUUGGAUCAACCUAUAAAUUAUGCGAGAAUUUACCUCGCUGAUCUUCUUCCAAGUGAUAUUAGACGUGUUAUUUACUUGGAUUCAGACCUCGUUGUGGUCGACGACAUUGCGAAGCUGUGGGGGGUGGACAUGGAAGACAAGGUGGUGGCUGCCCCAGAAUAUUGUCAAGCAAAUUUCACACAAUACUUCACAGAUGCAUUAUGGUCCGACCCGGAUUUGUCAAAGACGUUCCGAGGAAGAAACCCAUGUUAUUUCAACACAGGAGUGAUGGUGGUGGAUGUGGAUAAAUGGAGAAAAGGAGGGUAUACACAGAAAGUAGAGGAGUGGAUGGCCCUGCAAAAGAGAAAGAGGCUAUACCAUUUGGGGUCUUUGCCGCCAUUUUUGCUGGUUUUGGCUGGGAACAUCAAGGCUGUGGAUCACAGGUGGAACCAACAUGGGCUUGGUGGUGACAACUUUGAAGGAAAGUGUAGGCGCCUCCACCCAGGUCCCAAUAGUCUUCUUCAUUGGAGCGGAAAGGGUAAGCCAUGGUUGCGGUUGGAUUCUAGGAGAACAUGUACUGUCGAUCAUCUUUGGGCGCCAUACGAUCUCUACCAGUCUUCGAGAAGCUUUCUGGAAGAAUAGAAGAGACAGUGACUUGUGACAAACGAAAGAAAGAGAGCUUCCAAGCCGGAGGAAGAAAUGUUGACAGAUUCAACUAUUCCACACAACACACACCUUGGCUUGGCAUUUCGGAUAUGGUCAGAGAGGUGUGGAAGUGGCUGCUCCCCGCUCAAAGAAUGAUGCUGCUUUGAAUUGUAAAUUAUGAUAAAACACACAACCAAGAGUAGGACGUCCAUGUUGUAAAUGUUCCACAUGUAAUUGUGUCUUACCCUAACCGACGAAGCAAUUCUUGAAUAUAUUGAGUAUAUAGGUCCUUUUCACCAAGGAUCCUUUGUUUUGGCUA
Rosa rugosa (rugosa rose) is the source of this 1490-nucleotide messenger RNA. RefSeq names its product probable galacturonosyltransferase-like 4. Lineage: Eukaryota; Viridiplantae; Streptophyta; Magnoliopsida; Rosales; Rosaceae. Gene Ontology annotation, molecular function: glycosyltransferase activity. The coding region runs from base 125 to 1168 and encodes 347 amino acids. Gene Ontology annotation, cellular component: Golgi apparatus. The record is from RefSeq and is a predicted model, not a curated record. The transcript has a single exon.